CUGUGUAGGAGGAUCUGUUUUUGGCAGCACUGAAGACAAUAUGGAGUCGGCCGAAAGCACGAGUUCUAACGCAUUGUUGGCAAAAACGAACAAUGAUACUCAAUUUGCAUUUUAUAAUUUCAUUAGCAUGUUCAGUAUCAUUUACAUAUGAUUAUUCAGUUCAGUGAUAGUUCCGCACAAGCAAACGGUUAAAAAGUGACGGGGAAUCUACAAUAAUACGUAAUGUAAAGUAAUAUUAAGCAUUUUUUGAAAAUGACAUUUGAAAAAGUUAUUCAAAUGAGUUAUUGUAAACUUCUUGAGAACAAAAGAAAACUGAUAAAUGCGUCAAGGUGCUUCUCUGGGGCUGCAAAGUCAUUGUUUUUCAAUUGCCUUCACCAGACCAUAAAAUAUUCAAAAGCUUCAACAAUCUAUGCCCUUUCUUCAGGAUAUGGCAAGUGUGGUGUUGCUGUAAUUAGAAUAUCUGGACCAAAUGCUAAGGAAACUAUUAUCAACAUAGCUAAACUAACGUCGUUACCCCAGCCUCGGCAAGCUCUUCUGCGCAGCCUUAAAGAUCCUGUUACAAAUGACACUUUGGACAGAGGACUUGUGCUUUGGUUUCCUGGACCAAAGAGCUUUACUGGUGAGGAUUCAUGUGAGCUGCAGGUUCAUGGAGGACCUGCAGUGGUCUCAGCUGUUCUUAUGGCCUUGGGAAAAUUAGCAGGUUAUAGACCAGCUGAACCAGGAGAAUUCACAAGACGGGCAUUUCAUGGAGGAAAACUUGAUUUAACAGAGGUAGAGGGUCUUGCAGACUUAAUCCAUGCAGAAACGGAGGCUCAGAGAAAACAGGCUCUUUUUCAGAUGGAAGGAAACCUUAGUCAUCUCUACAACAGUUGGAGAGAAACUCUGAUAAACUGUAUGGCACAUGUCGAGGCAUUUAUAGAUUUCAGUGAAGAUGAAAACAUAGAAGAGAACACAAUGGAUAUUGUGCAAAAUAAGCUCAUGAACUUGAAGAAUGUUAUACAGAGUCACUUGGCAGAUGGACGUUGUGGUGAAAGACUCCGAGAUGGGGUCAGAACUGUUAUUGUGGGAGAGCCCAAUGUUGGAAAGAGCAGUUUGCUGAAUGUUUUAUGUCAAAGACCAGCUGCCAUUGUGACACCUAUCGCCGGGACAACACGAGACAUAGUGGAACUGCAUGCCAAUAUUGGAGGGUACCCAGUAAUUAUAGCAGAUACUGCUGGGUUACGCAACGAUGCAAGUGAUGAAGUGGAGAAAGAAGGAAUAUCAAGAGCACAUGCCUAUGCUCAACAAGCUGAUCUUGUCAUUCUGGUUAUUGAUGCAACAAAAUAUGAAGCUCAGAUGACCAAAAAUAAUUUUGUUUCCUUCAACAGUUAUGUCAACAGCUAUAUAAACAAACUGAAGUUAGACAACAUUAUAAGAAAAAACAAAAAUUCUGAAAGUAUGUCUUUAAGAACUGGAGACAAGGAUUCGAAAAGUGAGGGAUCAACAGAUAACUUUGUGGAUGAAAUAUGUGGCUCUGAGAAGUGCAUAAUUGUGUUAAAUAAAACUGACUUACUACACGAUGUUACAGGAAUGAAAAACAGCCUUAAGCAUUAUAAUGGCAUUAUAGCAUUAUCAUGCAAGACAGAGAAUGGCAUUCCACAGCUUUUAGAUAGGAUGACUAGCAAUCUAACAAUGCUGUGUGGAAAACCAUCGCGUGAAAAUCCUUGCCUUACCCAGUCCCGACAUCGUCAGCAUCUUACAGACUGUGUAGCGUGUCUUGACAAAUACUUUGAGUUGUCUGCGAUAGGUGGUGAUACUGUCCUUGCAGCCCAAGAAGUCCGCAAAGCCCUAAGGCAUAUCGGUAAAAUUACAGGUCAUGUCAGUACUGAACAAAUACUAGAUGUUAUUUUUAAAGACUUCUGUGUAGGGAAGUGAUGUGAAGUGUGUAUUAUUGUACACUGAAAAAUGUAACUAUAAAGAACAAGCUAAAUUGUGACAUCUUGAUGGUAUGACUGGCUUAUACAGUUGAUUAUAAAUAUAUUGUGUAUAAAGCAUCCCUGACAGUGCAUCAUACAUUAAGUAGGCAACAUUACAGAAGUUAAGUUCUGUGUAUUCAGCAAGGUCUUUGGUAUGGUGAUUUUGGUUCCUGUUGUGUGUUGAAAAUAGAGUCUAGUAACAUUUUAAUGAUAUAAUUAUCUGUCAUCUGAUAAGAUACAUCCUCAGAUGUGUUUUACACUGUAUUUACCAGUCCACCUGUGCAGAAGGAACAAUUUUUGUUGUUCAUAGUGAUUACUUACACCUCUUGGUUCUUGGACUCAGAUAUAUAGUUUGUCACUGACUUUCAGGAUAUUCUGUUAUUGUGGUUACUAUUAAAAUAUACAGGAUAUACACAAAAGAAUGGUGCAAUUUCGAAAGUUAAUAAGACAUUUAUUUCUCAACUUACACAGGCACAACAUACGCUGUCAGCGGCAGCAACUGUCCAAGUUUCUGGUGUUAAUUACAAACCUUCAAUGUGUGCACCCUUGGUCACAUGACACACAUCCACAUGGUAAUCAAACUCAUCCCAGACCCAAUGUAGCAUGUCCGCUGUAAUGGCCUGCAGUGCAUGCGUUAUGCUAUCAUGAAGUUCAUGGAUGGACAUGGGAAAUGGUGGUACAUAAACGCUGUCUUUAACGAACCCCCAAAGAAAGAAAUAGAACAGUGUAAGAACUGGCGAACAGGGUGGCCAAAAGGAGAAGGUUGUUAUCUCCAUUUGCAGCAGAGUUUGAUUACCGUGUGGAUGUGUGUUGUGUGAUCCAGGGUGCACACAUUGGAGGUUUCUAAUUAACGCAUGAGAAACUUGGACAGUUGCCGCAGCUGACAGUGCAUAUUGUGACCGUGUAAGUUGAGAAAUAAAUUUUGAUUACCCUUUGAAACUGCACCAUUCUUUUGUGUAUACCCUGUAUUUACUGUCAUUUUGGUCCAAAUGCUUUUCUUAUGGGGAAAGAAUUAACUUGGACUCAAAUCAAUGCAGG
Messenger RNA from Cryptotermes secundus, 2993 nucleotides. RefSeq names its product tRNA modification GTPase GTPBP3, mitochondrial. The record is from RefSeq and is a predicted model, not a curated record. The transcript is spliced from 8 exons. NCBI's taxonomy places the organism in Eukaryota, Metazoa, Arthropoda, Insecta, Blattodea, Kalotermitidae. Gene Ontology annotation, cellular component: cytoplasm; mitochondrion. Gene Ontology annotation, biological process: tRNA wobble uridine modification; tRNA methylation. The coding region runs from base 253 to 1914 and encodes 553 amino acids. Gene Ontology annotation, molecular function: GTP binding; GTPase activity; protein binding.